AUGAAGGCGAAGCGCGUGCGCAGGAUUGCAGAGGGCAAGACGCGCCGCUCGAUGGUGCUGCGUGGAUGCAGGGAGAAGACCGCCUUGAGACUCACAAAGGACAUGCUGGUGACAAAUAAAUUUCUCAAUGCCUUUCCCCACAAGGCUUCGGCAUUCCAGGGCAAGCUGUACCAGAUGUCCGCCAUCAAGGUAUCAGCACAACGAGUGGUCGCUGCCAGGAAGGCGCUGAGCUGGAAGGGCGCGCCGUCGUCGCCAUCAACGGGAAGCGCUCAGACGACAAGGCCCUCUAACGCGAUCCCCAAAGAUCUGCAUGUUGCUCGCAAGUGA
Messenger RNA from Prorocentrum cordatum, 327 nucleotides. Lineage: Eukaryota; Dinophyceae; Prorocentrales; Prorocentraceae. The record is from the annotation of a GenBank genome assembly.